Molecule: messenger RNA, 1017 nt
Organism: Eutrema salsugineum
Lineage: Eukaryota; Viridiplantae; Streptophyta; Magnoliopsida; Brassicales; Brassicaceae
Product: 5'-methylthioadenosine/S-adenosylhomocysteine nucleosidase 1
Exons: 8
Coding region: 109-909 (266 amino acids)
Biological process (GO): nucleoside metabolic process
Molecular function (GO): methylthioadenosine nucleosidase activity
Source: RefSeq, a predicted model, not a curated record
AAGGAAUAAGCAUCGGUAUUCGCAGGACGGAAUUUGGUGCCGUUUCUUCCCCGAUUCUCUCGGAUUUUCCUGGGAAAUCAAGCAAACGCGGCGAGAAUCGGAAGAGCUAUGGCUCCUCAUGGGGAUGGAUCAACUGACAUCGAGAAAGCCGAGCUUGCUCAAUCGGAGAGUCGUCGACCGAUCUCCACUGUCGUCUUCGUCAUCGCUAUGCAAGCGGAGGCUCUACCUUUGGUCAACAAGUUCGGACUCUCUGAAUCUACUGAUUCGCCGCUUGGUGAAGGAUUGCCCUGGGUUCUCUAUCACGGGGUGCAUAAAGAUCUUCGAAUCAAUGUAGUUUGCCCCGGAAGAGAUGCAGCUUUAGGGAUCGAUAGUGUUGGAACUGUUCCAUCUUCUCUCAUAACCUUUGCUUCUAUCCAAGCAUUACAUCCUGACAUCAUAAUCAAUGCCGGAACCUGCGGUGGCUUUAAGGUUAAAGGAGCCAACAUAGGCGAUGUAUUCCUUGUAUCUGAUGUUGUGUUCCAUGAUAGAAGAAUACCAAUCCCAAUGUUUGAUCUGUAUGGAGUUGGUCUUCGUCAGGCAUUUUCAACCCCCAAUCUCCUCAAGGAACUCAAUUUGAAGAUUGGCAGGUUAUCUACUGGUGACUCCUUGGAUAUGUCCACACAAGAUGAAUCAUUGAUCAUUGCCAAUGAUGCUACGCUAAAGGACAUGGAGGGUGCUGCUGUGGCGUACGUUGCUGAUCUUCUGAAAGUACCAGUAAUGUUCUUAAAAGCUGUGACCGAUCUGGUGGACGGAGAUAAACCGACGGCAGAAGAAUUCUUGCAGAACUUGGCAGUUGUGACUUCUGCGCUAGAGGAAACUGCCACUAAAGUGAUCAACUUCAUCAAUGGGAAAAACCUUUCAGACCUUUAACUUUUGUGUGAUUCUUUAAAGUGCGUUUCAGCAUCAUUUGCGGUUUCACCCGUUUCCGGUGAUUAUAUUCUUCGAUAAUAAAACUUCAAUUUUUGAGACGUUUUUUCA